This is a messenger RNA of Fusarium falciforme, 1968 nucleotides long. RefSeq lists its product as hypothetical. NCBI's taxonomy places the organism in Eukaryota, Fungi, Ascomycota, Sordariomycetes, Hypocreales, Nectriaceae. The record is from RefSeq and is a predicted model, not a curated record. Bases 1 to 1968 code for a protein of 655 amino acids. The transcript is spliced from 3 exons. Gene Ontology annotation, biological process: transmembrane transport.
AUGCCAGCUACUCCCUCUCUUUCUAAUUCUCUGACGCAGAUGCUCUCCUUCAGGUCAUUACUUUUCGCUCUUUUACUUUCCCUCGCGCGUCCUGGUCUGGCUGCGCAUGUCCAGGUCCGGGAUUGCAUCUCGGCCUCUGGAGAGGCUCUCUCUUCGCACCCCCAGUUCACUCCCGGCAGCCUCCAAGCAUCCCUCGAUGAACGACACAACGAGACACGACUCCAACUGAUCAUCUCGGGCGAAUAUGCGGACCUAAAAUCGUGCGAAGAAUUCCGCCAACAGGAUGCCUCAAUAGAGCUGAGUUUGGCUGCUCUCGGUGGAACGAGUCGAUACCAUGGCGAGAUUCUAAACUCGACUUGCAAGUCGAGACUAUGGUCCGCUCAGAAGAUUCAAAAGCGAACACAAUACUUCGAGGUCCUUUUCCGAAUCAAUCAUCCGGCACCUCUGGCGGCUUUCGAGCUGGAGGUGGAUAUCAGGGGCUCCGAUGACCUCCCAGUUGGAUGCAUGAAUGGCUUCCUGACACCAGAUAUUGGCCCAACUAUGCAAGGCAUUUCCUUCUGGGGUCCGGUUAUUACCUUUGUGUUGGUGAUUCUCGCUGCUGGCUGGCGAGAGUGGUCCAAUCUGGUACAACCGCUACAAGACGAAGAAGAGGGCUCCAUUCAAAGGGCAUCGAACAGGUCACACCUCACCAGGAUCGCCGAUUGUCUCUCGUAUAUCCAAUUCAUCUUCUUUGCCGGAGCGCUCACCCUCAAUUAUCCCGGAUUUCUGCAACCGAUUGUCAGCGCUGCCAGUUGGUCAACUCUGAUGCUCCAACGAGGCAUCGUGAUCAGGCAUUCCGUCUACUUUGGUAUCCGUGAUGGCAUUCAUGAGAUCAAUGGCACAUUUGGUGGAACUUCAGGCCUCGAGCACAUGAUACAAGUUAUGGGUGCCCCUGUCACUAUGGGCACUUGGAGCAACAUCGCCACUCUAGCCGUCGUCAUUCUCAUCUGCCUCUUCAUUCUCAUCCACAUCGGUCAGAACCUAAGAUGGACACGGGAUUGGUUUCGACAAGCUGGGCACUGGAGUCUGGAGGGCUCUGCGAAAGACAACCACAAGGCAACUAUCUGGGUUGCGCUGCGCGUCUUUCUGAGCUACCUCUUGCUUCCCCUCACGGCCUGGGCAACCUACCAGAUUGACAUGGCUCGCUUCUUGCCCUCUUAUUACACCAUCUUGACAGUCGUGGCGAUCUGCCUGUUGAUUCUGGGAUGUUGGUGGGGGUUGUCUUCACGGAGCCCCCAGAAUAUGGGAUAUCUGCUCAUCGACGAGCUUCAUAGACAGGAAGCCGACGAAGUGCCAUCACGAACCCAAGACUAUUACACGCUGGCUACUUUCGGCUUUCUUGUGCUCCGCGGGUCUAUGAUUGGAGGCUUGCAACACUUUGGAACGGAGCAGCUGUUUGCCCUCAUGGCUUGCGAAGUUGGUCAGCUGGGUCUCGCUACGUGGGCUUGGUCGGUGUCCGGCCUGCUUUCCAGGGCUACUGUGGUGACGGUCGCGCGGCUAUGUGUCCUGCUUCUAUGUGUGGGUAUGGUCCCUGAUCUCGCGAGCCACAAGGCCUCCAGUGCUCUAGGAUACAUCAUAUUGAUGCUCCAUGCUCUCUUUAUGAUUGGCAUGUUUCUCGUUCCCUCGACCUACGACCUUGUCCAAUUUGCCAUCGCUGCGGCCAACAAAAAAACAAGCCCUGAGCAGCCGGACAAGGACGAGGAUCAGGAACACCCUCAAGUUUUCGGCCUUCGACAACUCUCAAGGCGCCCCACGACUGUCACAAAUCUCGCCGUCAGUUUGCUCGCCUCGCGCGUCGUCUUUCGGCUCAGAGCCAGUAUCACCAGAGCUGCUACGUACAUACUUCCGGUCCCCAAGGCCCGAGAGGUCCUCAUCAAGCCUCUUAGAGAGGAAUCAUCAGUUCAAGGCACUGGGAAGAUUAACCCCUGA